ACACGAGGGCUAGCAAACGGCUAAAGCAACGGGAAAAUCGCUGAGACAGGACCUCUCACACACGCGCACUCACACACACUACUCUGUAUAAAUAUAUAUAUAAAUCUAUAUAUGUAUAUGUGAAGCGCCAAGUGCCAGUGUCCUAGAAAUUAAACACAAUACGAGUAUAAAUCCAAAUCGAAUGCGAUAAUGGAAAAUUAAUUGCCCAUCGGCUUUGUUGUCGCAUGUUAUCAGCGGAACUGGCGUCGUCGACGGCUUUGUUGAAUGCGAGUUAUCAGCGCAGCAACGGCCCAACAAAAGAUGAAGUUUGCCCCUCGACAACAUAUGACAAGUGCCACACAACGACAGGAGCAACAUCAGGAGCAGCAGCAACAGUCGCAGCAGCAACAGCCACAAUGACCAAGCAAUUGACAACGGCAACUGCAACAAAUGCGGCAUCGAGCAUAGGGCAAGCGGGUGAUUUGGCGCCCACAGUUAUAUCCCCAACCGCAGCCACAACACUCGAGACGGGAUCAGGCGGUGGAGCUGGAGGGUCAUUGGGAGCAGGUGGAACCAUUUCACCUGUCAGCGAGACAACAAAGACUUUGGCCCAGCCACAACCCGUUGAGGAGAAGCCCUCGAGUAGCGAUGCCAGUGGCAGAUCGGCGGCUCUGGAGCGUGCUUAUGUGCAUGAUGUCUACGAGCAUUGUGAGGAACCCACGGGUCCGGUCCGUCCUCGGAUGGCCCACUUUCUUAGCAGUCUCGACCCCGGGUCCGUGGUCUGCGACGUGGGCUGCGGCAGUGGAAGGUACCUCACCCAGUGCAACCCGGCCAUCUGCACCAUUGGCGUUGAGCGCUGCUAUCGGCUGAGCAAAGUGGCUCAUGAGAAGGGUGGCGAGGUUGCUCUUUGUGACAAUCUGGAACUGCCGUUCCGGGACGACAGUUUCGAUGCAGUUUUGUCGCUGGCGGUAGUUCACCACUUUGCCACCACGGAGCGACGUGUUCAGGCUCUAAGGGAGCUAGCCAGGAUCCUGAGGAUCGGUGGCCGAGUAGUUAUCACUGUGUGGGCGCUGGAACAAAGACAUCGACGCUUUGAGUCGCAGGACGUACUGAUACCCUGGCAACCACCAAAGAAUAGGAACUAUUCAUACUCUGAUGAAGAGGACGACGACAACUUCCAGCCACCCUACCAUGCGUAUACGGAGGACUCGACGAAUUCCAGUAGAUCAGCGGGAGAUGGAGAUAGCUCCAGCCUCAGUUCGUCCUCGCCGGGAGAAUCUUGCUAUAGCUUCGUUCGCCGUGCUAUUCAAAAACUGGCUCGUGGACGCCGGCAUGCUUGGUUUAUGGACUCGUGGUCCUCAAAAGAUACCAAGAACGACAGCAGUCUGGACUACGAGGACGCCAAGGACCUGCCCAUCGAGCUGCGACGCCUGGAGGACUUCGAGGACUUUCCCGAUCCGCCAUUAUCGGCUGGCCUCAAAUCCAGGAGUUUGGGAAGCAUUCUGCAACCGCCACCCCGCCAGAUUGUUCGCUCUCGGUCCAGUGUUCCCAGCCUGGGAGGUCCUUUGAUUCCUGGUGAAUCGAAGGCAAGUGCAGCGGCUCUGCUACUCAAUACCCCGGAGAGUCAGCAACUGCAGUUACAACUCCAGAUGAAUGGAAGACAUUCGCCUACCACCACGGCAAGUGCUGGAAAUACGUUGAGCAGGAGGCCCAAGCUCAUCAAACAGAAACAAUCCUUGUGCGAUGAUGAUGCCGCCACGCCUCCUGCCCCCGAAUCCUUUCAGAUGGUUAGCAGUUUAAAUGGAUCCAAUGGUUUAGUCAGCAGUAGUUUAUACACGAAGAGUGGCUGCUAUGCUGGUAACUUCCAUCAACAUGCAUCGUCGACGGCCACGCCCCCUUCAGGAGAUCCUGCCGAGGGAGGAACAUCGGUAGGAUCGGGAGCACCCACAUUCCUGCGCAAACAGAGCUCUUUGAAUGAAGACCUGAUGGCCGUCAAUCGCUUGAGGGAAAAGGAAAGAGUCCGGAAACGCAUACAAAAACAAACCUCCCUCAACGAAGCCUUCCUGUGCAGAUCAGCCCUAUUCUCCAAGCGACUCCAAGUAAUCCGCGAGGGCUUCACUACUAAGAUAAAGAGUUCGACAGGCAGUCUGGAAAGGGUGACCAAAACAGGCAUAAGCAAACUGAUUCAAAAUAUCAAGAGUGUGCCGCAUGCUCAGACAAAUCCUGCCCAGAAUCCCACACAAACGGACAAGAACUCCACGCUGAAUAACAACAAUAAGCAAGGUGGAACAGCGCUGAACCAUCAGCACCACCAUCAUCACCAUCAUCAUCCUGUACAUCAUCUGUCCCACUUAAUACUGCCCGCAUCCUCAACUUCGGGACCCGUGACGUACUGCAGCAGUGUGGAGUGCACCAUGGGGAAUCUAUGUCACUGCAGUCAGUAUCAGCAGGAGUGCCCUGCCUGUGCGGAUGGCAGUCAAGGUGACAAGGCUAGAAGGCAUUCACGGGAAUCUGGCUCAGACUCCUCCAAGGACAGCAGCCUGCAAUCGGACACUAGUAUCGAGUCGGAGGACAGCUUCGCUUCGGUCAUAUUUAUACCCAAGCCGGAGCAGCACCAGCAGCAGCUGAACUAUCAGCAGCAGCACCAGAACUCCAACUCUAGCUCGAGCAACUCCUCCUCUAGCAAUGGGCAAAGAGCUCAGGGUGCCGCCGGUCGGGAUCAGGGAGUGAAUUCCGGCUCUCGAUUGCCGCCCACCCACUCAGUGCCAACGUCACCGUUAAUCAUGCCCUGCCCUCCCACUCCAGCUCACUCGCCGGCUGCCAUCCAGGGCACCGUGACAUCUCCGCCACAAUCCACGUCAGCAGUUUCAGCCGCCAUGGCUAUCUUGACUCCACCCUCGAAACCAGCUCGGUUCAGCUUCGAUGAAGCCCACAUCAAGCUGCAAAAGGAGCAGCAUAUAGAUCUUCAUAAGGAACCACCCAAAGAGAAAAAGGAGCCGCUUAAGGAGUUGCCAAGGGAUCCGCUCAAGGAGUCACCGCCGGUACGCAGGAUCACCCGCCAGGCCAUCAGAGACUUACCGCCCAUUCCCAAGUUCCGGAAACAACAAUCUCUGCAAUUGCAACGCCAGAGUUUUCCCAUCGUAAGAAGAGCUUCAGGGUCGGGCGUGUCCACCUCGGCAUCGUCCUCCUCUCUGGCCAGCAAACUGCUUUCCCUCGAGCUCUUUAAUCCGGCCACUGAUGAUCUGGACAGCGACUCCAGUGAACCCUCCUCACCGGAUUCCAUAGAUAGUGUAAUUAGUGCUCCGAGAUCGGCUAAGGUGCCUUCGGGCAGUGACGAAGGAGGAGCUGCCUCCGCGAACUCAAACUCCGCUUCGCAGGACGAAGGAGAGCCAAGUUUAGCGCAGAUUAUUAGUAUACAACAGGAACAGUACCACAAAGGAGAACUGCAGAUCAAUAGUUCCCGAUCCCAGGCCGAAGAUGAUAUAAUCCUGAAUGCGGAUAGUGCUCCUCUGCUUCCCGAAAAGAGGGAGUCUACCCAAAAGCAGGAUUGUGCAGAAUUCGCGGAACAACUUACUGCCCAGCUUCAGCGGGAACUGGAAGACAAAAGCAAUCGCACCGAGUGUCGAUAUCUGGAUGGGAUAGGAAUGGGAGAUCUAUCUGAGUUCUUGGGCGGCGGCAAGAAGCGCUCCAAUGGCGAUUUGAGUGCAUUUCGGGAUGAGCUCAGGGAACGUCGAUUGAUGCUGGCCAAUCUUUCCACGCAGCCAAGUCUGCAACAAUCCCCGGUGAGCUCGUCCACUUCCUCACUAUCCUCACAGACCCGUAGCUUCACGAUACACGAGGAAGAUGGCGAGGAAGAAGAGGAGGAGAACGAGUCAAGCUACUCCCUGGGCGUUUAUGAACACUGUAAGAUCUCCAAGUUCAACUACAAUAGGAAUCGACACUAUCAGCUGAACCCGGAAACAGCCUACCUUCUGCAGGACGACGACAGUGAUGUGCGGGAAGAUGAGGAUGAUGUUAUACCCGAGGAAGAGGAACAAGACGAGGAUGCGGAAGCAGAGGCCCUGGAGGCCAGAGGUGGUGAUCAGCUAGGCGAAGGAAUGGCGGAUUACGGUCAACGCAGACGCAACAUGGCUGCCCUGAAGGUCCAGCCAGCGACGACCCAGCAACAGCAGCCGCAGAAGGAGCCAAAUCAACCGGCAAAUCUACAACAGCGACCCUCCAACGACUCCCUGGAGCACUCGAACAGCUCCACCAACUCCCUAGACAGCCCAUCGCAGGGAGGAGCCAGUACUCACCACCGCUACUAUCAUGUGUUCCGCGAGGGAGAGCUGGAUGCACUGAUCAAUCACCAUGUGGCCAGCCUGCACAUCGUUAGCUCCUACUACGAGCGGGCCAGCUGGUGUGUGGUGGCCGAAAAGGUUCAGGUGUGGACCAUCUAAGCAACCAACUCUCAUACAGGGAUUCAAAAUGAAACUUAGGUCUUGACUAUUGAACCUGACUCCAGGAUCAAAGCUGAUUCCUUCGGAUCUUUAUUUAAUUUAAAACUUACAACCAAUAUUUUGAUCGAGUAAGUUGACCCAUUUGAAUCCCUGCACCAUUCCCUAGCUGUAGUCUCUAAUCUGAUGCCCCCAAAGGAAUUGUUAAAUUUAGUCUAUUACUCUAGUCGGCUGGCGAAUCGGGGCGGGGAAGGCCCGUCCUGGGAUCCAGCACUAAUUUAUUGUUAGCAGGCCUGCUCAAGGACGCGAACGCAGGAUGGCACUGCAUUGAAAUCCAAUUUCAAAGGACAACCUAGCUAUAAGAUCGUCGAAAAAAUCGAAUCGAAUGCGAUAACGAAACAACGCAAGCUAAAUACAAAUCUUACUAGUUAUACGAGCAUAAUCUAUUUACAACGAGCAUCAGUUUGUAUCUUGCGCUUUUUUCAUACUAAGUUUCAAGCACUUUAAGCUAUCAUUUCGAAGCGAAUAAUCAUCAAACGUCCAUUAAAGAACAAAACAAAUAUACCAACUUAUACAUGAGUAAAUAAGGAAAUACAAUAUAUAGAAAAAAGUAAUAUAGCGAAUUCAUAUAUACACUUCUUAACGCCGCAAAGUUAAAAAAUAGAACCCUCUAACUAACGAAUAUCAAUAACUGCAUUUAAAUCUAUGAGAGAACCGUAUAUCUAUCAAAUGCAAAAUAAAUCAAAAAAAUAUACAGAAACCAAGUUUAAGAAGCUCACAAACAACUUUUCAACUAUUUACUUAUAUUUUCCACCUGUUUAAGAGCACCUCUUAAUUUUUUUUGAUUAGAUAAUGAAACCAACUCACUUCCCAAAAACGGCCAAUAAUCACGAUUGUAACAUAAGCCUAUGCCUAAACUUAAAUUUUUUGUCAGCUUAAGAAAGGUUAUUUGAAAAAUAACGCAAACAUUUUCAAUAAAAUAAUAUAUAUACAAAUAUAUAUAUAUAAAUCUAUAUGCGACUGUACAUGUGUUUUUUAGCUAGCUAAACUAACUUUAUACCGUAAAAUAAUAGAACAAUUGAAUAAAUAUUAACUAAAGUUGGACGCAACACUAAAUCACAACAGAUAGAACUCGAUUUAAAACCUACUACUGCUCGAAAUGCUGAAACAUUAUAAAUAUUAAGUAUUGCUGGAUAUGUAUAAUUUGCACAGAGACCACCAAGCACACAGAAGACACGUCAACCCAAGCUAAAACAAAGAAAAACCAUCUGGAAUAUUCAAUAUUGAUAAUUUGUAAUGCAUUAACAACAACAUUAAAUAAACUAACAAUAAUU
Messenger RNA from Drosophila eugracilis, 5749 nucleotides. RefSeq lists its product as uncharacterized. Gene Ontology annotation, biological process: tRNA wobble uridine modification. The record is from RefSeq and is a predicted model, not a curated record. Gene Ontology annotation, cellular component: nucleus; cytoplasm. Gene Ontology annotation, molecular function: tRNA binding; S-adenosylmethionine-dependent methyltransferase activity. NCBI's taxonomy places the organism in Eukaryota, Metazoa, Arthropoda, Insecta, Diptera, Drosophilidae.